Molecule: messenger RNA, 1026 nt
Organism: Symbiodinium sp. CCMP2456
Lineage: Eukaryota; Dinophyceae; Suessiales; Symbiodiniaceae
Source: the annotation of a GenBank genome assembly
AUGGAGCCGGAGCUCAACCGCAACUCCUGGCACUGGACGCAGCAGGUCGCGGUACGUCGUGGAGGCGGAGCGCUGAUCCAGCUUCCACCUGGCGGCUUCGGGACCACGGAGCUGUUGGUAGAAUGGCUCAAGGACCUGAAGCUGCGGGCGCGUUUGGAUGAAAAGACGUUCACGAAAGCCAUUGCCUCCUGUGGCAAAGGUCCUGAAUGGCAACAAGCACUUCAUCUGCUGGAUGUAAUGAAGGCCAAUGGCUUGGAAGCCCGGGCAGCAGCAUUCACUGCGGCUAUCUGGGCUUGCUCCAAGAAACAAGAGCAGUCAGCAGAGGCUCAACGGAGAGAUUUGGCCGUUCAGCUGCUCGGUCAAAUGCAGGCAGGGCGAAUCAGGCCAUACGACGGCACAUGUGCGGCUCUGGUGGCAUGUGAACUCGACUGGCCUAGUGCGUUGGGCCAUGUCAUGCGGAUGCGAGCUCGUGGACUCAGGCGCUUGCCGAGGGCGCACGUUGCUGCGGCGUCUCUUUGCGAGUCCAUGGAGGGAAACUGGGCAAUGUCACUAGAAGUACUGGAGACAUCAUGGCAGACAGCUGACCUGUCUGAAGCUGCAAAGCUGCCAGCAGUGUUUCCAGCUCAAAGGUCUGCCUUCUGUCGAAGCCGACAAUGGAGAUUUGCGGUUCAGGCACAUCUGGAAGCGAAGCGUCAUCAAUUGCCUGUCUCGCUGGAUGCAUACAAUCAGCUCAUGAAGGCCUACUGCGCGAGGGCAGGACAUUGGCAAGAAGUCUUGGACCUGUUGAGUGAGAUCUGUAAUGAGGACCUGGCACCCAAUGGCGACAGCUAUGAAACGGCGCUAAAGUGCUGCAGCGAUGCAUCUGAGUGGGCAUGGGUCGUGCAGCUUUAUGAAGAGCUGACCCUCUACAAUUUGCCAAGACAACGAGUUCAUGCACUGGCAGCCAAUGCAUGCGAACAGCUUGGUGUUCAGCUUCCCCUCGGAGCCUUCACCGAUCCAGAGAUCAAGGAAGAAGUAUGGGCGUAG